AUGGGCGCGUUGACGCUUCACCUCGCGAGGGCAAUCCACGGCGCGAACCCUCCCGUGCCGCCACAACUCCGUGAAGCCCUGUGCACGGCGCAGUACGAGAAAUAUACUCUCCCACGGAAGGUAGUGACGGAAGACGAUGCGCUCGAUUACGCACACGGACCGCAUGCGCUCGAGUUGUCGGAGCCAGAACUGGCGUCGCUGCACGAGAAGCACAUGUCCAGCCGUCGUGCGAUUCUCCAUACGCUUGACGUCAACCCGACUUCAAGCCGCGUGGCCCACGGCCUCGUGCGCCACUUCCGUCGUGCCCAGUAUCUUCUGGACGUCGACUUUCACGUCAGCACCAUCCGGUCAUAUCUCUCUUCCCGCCUUGCGCAAAAUGGAGGCGAACCCUUCCUCUCACACGUGAUUCUGGAUCUGCCUGCAUCGCAGGAUCAUGCCGAUACCGCUGUCCAGGCUCUGCAGCUUGGGGGCAAAAUGGUCGUUUUCUACCCCUCAAUCACGCAGAUUCUCGACUUCGUGGUUUGGGUUAAGGAGACUAACCAGCCUCUCGCACUGGAUCGGGUCGUAGAACUGCAAACAUCGACGUCUAACGGCGACGUUGGGUUCCGCGACGGCCUUGGUGGGCGACAUUGGGAUGUCAAAGUGGUUGAUAUCCGCAAGGCGACAAACUCUGGGGAGAAAGGCGUUGUAUGUCGGCCCAAGGUCGGCACGUUGGUUGUUGGAGGUGGCUUCCUGGCCGUCUUCAGCAAAAUGCCUCGCGCAGUCUCUGCUCCUAGUGCGAUGGCAGAUGAGGUUGAGCAGCCAGAGUCAAAGUCCGAGACGGAGUCUCAAAUUCAUAUCGAAGAGGAGGUGUUAAAGUCACAGUGA
Molecule: messenger RNA, 867 nt
Organism: Colletotrichum truncatum
Lineage: Eukaryota; Fungi; Ascomycota; Sordariomycetes; Glomerellales; Glomerellaceae
Product: tRNA (adenine-N(1)-)-methyltransferase
Biological process (GO): mitochondrial tRNA methylation
Cellular component (GO): mitochondrion; tRNA (m1A) methyltransferase complex
Molecular function (GO): tRNA (adenine(58)-N1)-methyltransferase activity
Source: RefSeq, a predicted model, not a curated record